This is a messenger RNA of Aspergillus tanneri, 861 nucleotides long. RefSeq names its product Rab family GTPase YPT7 (gene rab7). The transcript has 7 exons. Gene Ontology annotation, molecular function: GTPase activity; GTP binding. Bases 1 to 861 code for a protein of 286 amino acids. Lineage: Eukaryota; Fungi; Ascomycota; Eurotiomycetes; Eurotiales; Aspergillaceae. Gene Ontology annotation, biological process: regulation of vacuole fusion, non-autophagic. The record is from RefSeq and is a predicted model, not a curated record. Gene Ontology annotation, cellular component: vacuole; fungal-type vacuole membrane; late endosome.
AUGGAACGAUGUCCUCACCGCCUGUUCUACCGCCUGCAUCAUCGAAACCAUCGGCCUCCGCUAGCUCCUCCUGCUAAUGAUCUACCUCCCUCCUCUCCUACUUCAUUCCUGACGACAGACUCGGUCAGAGUGUCCCAACUGUUCCCCAUCGCUCGCAGGAUCUUUACUACGAGCCACAAUCUUUUUGCGUCUCGCAUAUCCGCUUAUCUCUUCGAAGCCGCAACCAUGUCGUCACGGAAGAAGGUCUUGCUGAAGGUAGAGCCAAUUCACCAUGUGAUUAUUCUAGGCGAUAGCGGCGUAGGGAAAACAAGUUUGAUGAAUCAAUAUGUCAAUAAGAAAUUUAGCGGAAGCUACAAGGCAACGAUUGGAGCCGACUUUUUGACGAAGGAAGUUCUGGUAGAUGAUCGACUAGUGACGAUGCAGAUCUGGGAUACGGCGGGCCAAGAGCGAUUCCAGUCCUUGGGCGUUGCAUUCUAUCGCGGAGCCGACUGCUGUGUCUUAGUAUAUGAUGUAAACAACCCUAAGAGUUUCGAGGCCCUAGACAGCUGGAGGGACGAGUUUCUUAUCCAGGCAAGCCCUCGGGAUCCCGAGAGCUUUCCAUUCGUUGUGAUCGGCAAUAAGAUUGAUGUCGAGGAGAACAAGCGCAUGAUAUCUUCGAAGCGCGCAAUGACUUUCUGUCAAUCCAAGGGCAAUAUCCCUUACUUUGAAACGAGUGCUAAGGAGGCUGUGAAUGUUGAACAGGCAUUUGAAGUCAUCGCUCGGAGUGCUCUAGCGCAGGAAGAAGCAGAGGAAUUCAGUGGUGAAUUUAGCGACCCUAUCAAUAUCCAUCUCGACGGUGAUCGUGAUGGUUGUGCCUGUUGA